This is a messenger RNA of Carassius carassius (crucian carp), 452 nucleotides long. Its product is annotated as C-X-C motif chemokine 9-like. The coding region runs from base 102 to 452 and encodes 116 amino acids. Gene Ontology annotation, cellular component: extracellular region. The transcript is spliced from 4 exons. The record is from RefSeq and is a predicted model, not a curated record. NCBI's taxonomy places the organism in Eukaryota, Metazoa, Chordata, Actinopteri, Cypriniformes, Cyprinidae. Gene Ontology annotation, molecular function: CXCR chemokine receptor binding; chemokine activity. Gene Ontology annotation, biological process: chemokine-mediated signaling pathway; antimicrobial humoral immune response mediated by antimicrobial peptide; cellular response to lipopolysaccharide.
ACAGGAAAUGUUUUCAGGAGGGAAAGUGAGGAAGAACAAGAGUACAGUUCUGCGCAAACACACUCGAGAGACAUUCUUGUGAUUGACACAGCUUUAGAGAAAUGGCUUUCAGGACUCUGCAAGCAAGUGCCUGCAUGCUUCUCCUAAUCUCAGUCUGCUUACACUUCAUGACAGGUAUCAGGACAGCUACAAGUCGUGAAAAAUGUGAGUGUGUUGAGGAAACUGGCUCAGUGCACUGGAGAAAAAUUAUAGACUACACGAUCAUACAGAAACAUCCUCUUUGCAACAAGGUUCAAAUCAUACUGCAGCUGUCAGGUCAACAAGCUUGUCUAAAUCCAGACUCCAAGCAGGGUAAAAAACUGCAAAAAUGCUGGAAAAGGAUUAAAUUCAACACACAGAAGAGGAAGGUCUGUCUGAUGCUCAGAAAGAAGAAUGGACCAAAAAGUGUGUAG